Molecule: messenger RNA, 1694 nt
Organism: Haliotis rubra (blacklip abalone)
Lineage: Eukaryota; Metazoa; Mollusca; Gastropoda; Lepetellida; Haliotidae
Exons: 2
Coding region: 76-1104 (342 amino acids)
Source: RefSeq, a predicted model, not a curated record
GCUGGCGCCUUGUAGUGUUAACUGAAGUACAAUUUGUAUGUAUGGGCGUGGAUAAACAAGACCUGUAUAGGUACGAUGAGAUUGCAUCCGAAGCGAGUUCUCACUGUGUUGUGUUGUGGCAUCUUACUUUUCAUCAUGAAAAACAUCUUCACCGAACAUCGUAUGACGUCAUCGGGGACAAAGUCAAGAUGGCCGCCAAGGUCUCCAUUCUGCAUUGAAGUCAACAUCUGUAAACACAAAACACACCCGACAGAUAUUUACUACUAUAAACGGACGAAUUUUUAUGAGCUUGUUGAAAGGCCUGUGAAUGUAAAUGCCACAGCUGACCAUGCUGUUCCUGUUGUACCAAGAAUAGUCCAUUUCUGUCUUUUCACAAAUGGGAAUGUUACAUUCCGAUUUCAUUAUAUGAUAGCAGUCCUUGCCGCGUCCCGUAUCGCGAAGCCAGAGAAGAUUUACUUCUGGCAUGACAACCUCCCGGUUGGUGAAUAUUGGGAAGAGACGAAACAGAAGGUGAAGAAUCUGUACCUCGUCCACAGAGACAGACCCACCAAGAUCAGAGGCAAUGACGUCAGGGUUAUAGAGCAUGUCGCUGAUAUUGUGAGACUCGAAGCACUGUUGGAGUAUGGAGGGAUGUAUUUCGACACCGAUUCUAUAGUCGUCAACCCAAUUGACCCUCUUUUAGUCCACGACGUCACAAUGGGUCACGCGGUACCAUGGGUUUUAGCCAAUGGAAUUAUGUUUUCUAAACCAUGGUCUGACUUCUUCCGAAUAUGGCACAAGACGUAUGCAGAAUUUGACGACAAAGUCUGGUCCAAACAUUCCGUCAUGAUGCCAUAUCUGUUAUCACAGCAACACCCAAACUUGAUUCACAUUGAGCCCACAACUCUCUGUCGUCCGAAUUAUUUAGAACUUAAAUACCUGUUUGGUCCUCUGAGAUGGAAUUGGGAGAAUAACAACUUUGUGGUGCAUCUAUACAUGAGAUUUGGUCCAAGGAGGAAAAAGGAACGGAACCGAGAAAAUAUAAAAACAUGGAACACAACAGCUGGUAGCAUCAUGAGAUACAUAUACUAUGGAGACGCAGAGUUGAUUACAGGAACGACCUGAUGCCUAAAUUCGAUGCUUUUUGAGGUUCACAAUUUAGCUGUUUUGACAUGUUAUAGUCGAUAACUUGAUAUAAACUAACGGGCAAAAGAAAUGAUACCAAGUCGAAAUCACUGAUAUUACAGAACGACAAACCACCAUUGUGAUAACAGGACAGUGAAUAUUAAUAACAGGUGUAUGGGCAACAUGCACUCAGUCACUCCAUUGGAGUUACUGUAGCAAUAAAAACAUGUCCAUUAAGUCACUGUAUAAAUGAAGGAAUAAAGUCCAAAUUAUCAAAUUAAAUUUUGGUAUCGUUUCUUUUGCCCGUUAGUUUAGUUGAUACGAGUUUAUAUUACCAUGUGAUGUUAGGAUCUAACAGUUUAUAUUACCUGGAAUGGCUGCAAGCCUGCUGAUGCUGGGUAAAGCAAUAUUCACUCACAAUUUCCUGCAUGUGCCAUUAGAUUAUCAUGUUAAAAUCCAUGUCAAGCUCAUGUGACUCUGUAUCUACUGAUAUAUUGUUGAAAUACUGGUGCUAAUGCCGCGGAAUUGUGCAAACCGUAUCUUAGAAUCAUUGUUGACCAUGAAUAUUGUUAACUUGUAGCAAUAAAAUA